This is a messenger RNA of Oncorhynchus masou masou (cherry salmon), 1154 nucleotides long. RefSeq names its product stonustoxin subunit beta-like. Lineage: Eukaryota; Metazoa; Chordata; Actinopteri; Salmoniformes; Salmonidae. Bases 539 to 1090 code for a protein of 183 amino acids. Gene Ontology annotation, molecular function: protein binding. The record is from RefSeq and is a predicted model, not a curated record. The transcript has 5 exons.
CUGUUUAGUCACAGAGGAAGGCUGUGCUUCUCUGGUCUCAGCUCUGAGGUCAAACCCCUCACACCUGAGAGAGCUGGACCUGAGUAACAAUGACCUGAAGGAUUCAGGAGUGAAGCUGCUCUCUGUUGGACUGGGGAAUCCCCACUGUAAACUGGAGACUCUGAGACUCGCUGGCUGUAAACUCACAGACACAUCCUGUAAAGUGUUGGCCUCAGUUCUCAGUUCAAACCCGUCACACCUGAGAGAGCUGGAUCUGAGUAACAAUGACCUGAAGGAUUCAGGAGUGGAGCUGCUCUCUGCUGGACUGGGGAAUCCCCACUGUAAACUGGAGACUCUGAGGCUGUCAGGCUGUCUAGUCACAGAGGAAGCCUGUGCUUCUCUGGUCUCAGCUCUGAGGUCAAACCCCUCACACCUGAGAGAGCUGGACCUGAGCUACAAUCACCCAGGAGACUCAGGAGUCAGACUGCUCUCUGCUGGACUGGAGGAUCCACACUGCAGACUGGAGAAACUCAAUGUGGAACAUGGUGGAGAGAACAGAAUGAAACCUGGACUUAGAAAAUAUGUCUGUGAUCUCACACUGGACCUAAACACAGUAAACAAACUCCUCUCUCUGUCUGAGGAGAACAGAAAGGUGACAUGUAGGAGAGAGGAGCAGCCGUAUCCUGGUCACCCAGAGAGAUUUGAGGACUGUGGACAGGUGCUGUGUAGAGAGGGUCUGACUGGGCGCUGUUACUGGGAGGUAGAGUGGAGUGGGAGAGGGGCUGAUAUAGGAGUGACAUAUAAAGGAAUCAGCAGGAGAGGAGAGGGUGAUGAAUGUUGGCUUGGAUUCAAUGAAAAGUCCUGGAGUCUGUUCUGCUCUGACAACCGUUACAUUGCCUGGCACAAUAAUAAUCCCACUACCAUAGACGUCCCCUCCUCCAUCUCCCACAGAGUAGGAGUGUAUCUGGACUGGCCAGCCGGCACUCUGUCCUUCUAUAGAGCCUCCUCUGACACACUGACCCACCUGAUCACAUUCACCUCCACAUUCACUGAGCCCCUCUAUCCAGGGAUUAGGGUUUGGGAUGAAGGUGACUCAGUGUCCCUGAAAUAAUAACGUGACAUGAAUCAGUGUCCCUCUGUCAGUGAUACACUGGACACAGACUGGAUUCACACAC